UCUCCCAUACACCUUUAUUUGUUGUCGGUUUUCGGUUUUCGUGAAAAGUUGGUUAAUGUGGUGCGAAUACUACUAGUUACCGCGAUCUGUACUAGUUUUACAUAAGACGAGUAGACGCGAGGACGCACAUACAUUGCGAAAAUUGUAGUGCGUCGCCUCGUUUUUUGCCUGCAACAACAAGUUUUGCCGCGCUUCGAUUGUAGGCGGCUGCAGCCGAAAAGGCCAAAUACUCUGCAAAUUUUCAAUCAGAUCCAUCUAAGACACACCAGCAGUAGCAUCAUGGAGAACGGAAGCAAGGGUAGCGCACUGUCCAUCGAACAGAUGUACCAGAAGAAGUCGCAGCUGGAGCACAUCCUGCUGCGCCCGGACUCGUAUAUUGGGUCCGUGGAGUUCACCAAGGAGCUGAUGUGGGUGUUCGACAGCUCGCAGAACAGGAUGGUCCAGAAGGAGAUCUCUUUUGUGCCCGGCCUGUAUAAGAUCUUCGAUGAGAUCCUCGUGAAUGCGGCGGAUAACAAGCAGCGCGACAAGAGCAUGAACACCAUCAAGAUUGACAUCGAUCCGGAGCGGAAUGUGGUGUCCGUGUGGAACAACGGUCAGGGUAUUCCGGUGACCAUGCAUAAGGAGCAGAAGAUGUAUGUGCCCACGAUGAUUUUCGGUCAUCUGCUGACCUCCUCGAACUACAACGAUGACGAGAAGAAGGUCACCGGCGGCAGGAACGGAUACGGAGCUAAACUCUGCAACAUAUUCUCCACCAGCUUCACCGUGGAGACCGCCACGAGGGAGUACAGACGGAGCUUUAAGCAGACCUGGGCCGACAACAUGGGAAAGGCUUCUGAAGUGAAGAUCAAGGACUUUAGUGGCACCGAUUUCACUCGCAUCACAUUCAGUCCCGAUUUGGCCAAGUUCAAGAUGGAAAGUCUUGAUGAAGAUAUUGUGGCUCUGAUGUCCCGACGUGCAUACGAUGUCGCCGCCUCAUCCAAGGGUGUAUCCGUCUUUCUUAACGGCAACAAGCUGGCGGUGCGGAACUUCAAGGACUACAUUGAUCUCCACGUCAAGAGCACGGACGAAGACUCCGGUCCACCCAUUAAAAUUGUUCACGAGGUAGCCAACGAGCGCUGGGAGGUUGCCUGCUGUCCCUCGGACCGCGGCUUCCAGCAGGUCUCGUUUGUCAACUCAAUAGCCACCUACAAGGGUGGUAGGCAUGUGGACCACGUAGUGGACAAUCUCAUCAAGCAGCUCCUCGAAGUGCUGAAGAAGAAGAACAAAGGUGGCAUUAACAUCAAGCCCUUCCAGGUGCGGAAUCAUCUCUGGGUUUUCGUCAAUUGUUUGAUUGAGAACCCCACAUUCGACUCGCAAACUAAGGAGAACAUGACGCUGCAACAAAAGGGCUUCGGUUCCAAGUGCACUCUAUCCGAGAAGUUCAUCAACAAUAUGUCCAAGUCUGGCAUCGUGGAGUCUGUGCUGGCGUGGGCCAAGUUCAAGGCCCAGAAUGACAUUGCCAAGACGGGUGGUCGCAAAUCGAGCAAAAUAAAGGGCAUUCCGAAGCUGGAGGACGCUAACGAGGCCGGUGGCAAGAAUUCAAUCAACUGCACCCUCAUCCUCACCGAGGGAGACUCAGCCAAGUCUUUGGCUGUUUCCGGCCUGGGCGUCAUUGGCCGUAAUUUCUACGGAGUAUUCCCGCUUAGGGGUAAACUUCUCAACGUACGCGAGGCUAAUUUCAAGCAGCUGUCCGAGAAUGCCGAGAUCAACAACUUGUGCAAGAUCAUCGGGUUGCAGUACAAAAAGAAGUAUCUCACCGAGGAUGAUCUCAAGACGCUGCGCUACGGCAAAGUUAUGAUCAUGACAGAUCAGGAUCAGGACGGCUCCCACAUCAAGGGUCUGCUGAUCAACUUUAUCCACACCAACUGGCCGGAGCUGCUGCGUCUGCCCUUCCUUGAGGAGUUCAUUACGCCAAUUGUAAAGGCAACCAAAAAGAACGAGGAGCUCUCGUUCUACUCGCUGCCCGAGUUCGAAGAGUGGAAAAACGAUACGGCCAAUCACCAUACGUAUAAUAUCAAAUACUAUAAGGGUUUGGGUACUUCGACCUCCAAGGAGGCGAAGGAGUACUUCCAGGACAUGGAACGCCAUCGCAUCCUGUUUAAGUACGAUGGCUCGGUGGAUGAUGAGAGCAUUGUCAUGGCAUUCUCCAAGAAGCAUAUUGAGUCAAGAAAGGUGUGGCUCACCAACCACAUGGACGAGGUGAAGCGGCGCAAGGAGCUGGGAUUGCCAGAGCGCUACCUGUACGCCAAGGGCACCAAGUACAUCACCUACGCGGACUUUAUCAACCUGGAGUUGGUACUGUUCUCCAAUGCGGACAACGAGCGUUCCAUUCCCAGUCUGGUGGACGGCUUGAAGCCAGGUCAGCGCAAGGUGAUGUUCACCUGCUUCAAGAGGAACGACAAGCGUGAGGUUAAGGUGGCCCAGCUGUCUGGUUCCGUCGCCGAGAUGUCGGCCUAUCACCACGGUGAGGUUUCGCUGCAGAUGACCAUCGUUAAUCUGGCCCAGAACUAUGUGGGCGCAAAUAAUAUAAAUCUCCUGGAGCCACGCGGUCAGUUCGGUACUCGCUUGACGGGCGGCAAGGAUUGCGCCAGUGCUCGUUAUAUUUUCACUUUGAUGUCUCCCUUGACCCGACUCAUCUACCAUCCCUUGGACGAUCCGCUGCUGGACUACCAGGUGGACGAUGGCCAGAAGAUUGAGCCCCAGUGGUACCUGCCCAUCAUUCCGAUGGUGCUGGUAAACGGUGCUGAGGGCAUCGGAACUGGUUGGUCCACGAAGAUAGCCAACCACAAUCCCCGAGAGAUAAUGCGCAAUCUAAAGAAGAUGAUUAACGGAGAAGAGCCGACGCCUAUGCAUCCCUGGUACAAGAACUUCACCGGACGCAUGGAGUACGUAUCGGAUGGCCGGUAUGUGCAGACAGGAAACAUUCAAAUUCUGCCAGGGAAUAAGGUGGAAAUCACCGAACUUCCUGUGGGCGUUUGGACGCAGAAUUACAAGGAGAACGUGCUGGAGCCGCUGUCGAACGGCACCGAAAAGGUUAAGGCAAUUGUAUCCGACUACAGGGAGUUCCACACGGACACCACCGUUCGCUUUGUGAUUAGCUUUGCGCCUGGUGAAUUUGAACGAAUUCAAGCUGAGGAGGGUGGCUUCUAUCGAGUGUUUAAACUUACCACAACGCUCUCCACCAACCAAAUGCACGCCUUCGAUCAGAACAACUGUUUGCGGCGUUUCCCCUCCGCCAUCGAUAUCAUCAAAGAGUUUUACCAGCUUCGUCGUGAGUACUACGCUCGCCGGAAGGACUUUUUGGUGGGCCAGCUGACGGCGCAGGCCGAUCGGCUCAGUGACCAGGCUCGCUUCAUUCUCGAGAAGUGCGAGAAAAAGUUGGUGGUGGAGAACAAGCAGCGGAAGGCCAUGUGCGAUGAGCUGGUGAAGCGUGGCUACCGUCCAGAUCCCGUCAAGGAGUGGCAGCGCCGCAUCAAGUUGGAGGAUGCCGAGCCAGCUAACGAGGAGGAUGACGAAGAAGAGGAGGCAGCUACCAGCAGCAGCUCGAAGGUUAAAAAAGAGAAGGAAGUCGAUCCGGAUAAGGCUUUCAAGAAGCUAACCGAUGUAAAGAAGUUCGACUACCUCCUGGGCAUGUCCAUGUGGAUGUUGACAGAGGAGAAGAAGAACGAGCUGCUCAAACAGCGCGACGCCAAGCUGGCCGAACUGGAGAAUCUGCGCAAGAAGACGCCCGAGCUGCUUUGGCUUGACGAUUUGGAUGCUCUGGAGGCCAAGCUAGAUGAAGUGGAAGAGAAGGAGCGCCUCGAGGAGCAGGGCAUCAAUCUGAAGACAGCAAAGGCGAUGAAGGGCCAGAAGGCUGUUGCAGGCAAGGGCAGAAAGGCUAAGGCUGCGGCAGGCUCUUUGGCCACAGGAGACGUAUUCCCCGAUCCCGAGGGCGAACAUGUGGAGUUCAAGGUAACCGAGGACAUAGUCAAGAAAAUGGCGCUGGCGGCUAAGUUGGCCCAGAAUGCCAAGGAGCCAAAGAAACCGAAGGAACCCAAGGAGCCCAAGGUGAAGAAGGAGCCAAAGGGCAAGCAGAUUAAGGCCGAUCCGGAUGCUAGCGGCGACGAUAUGGACGAUUUUGAUGCAAUGGUCGAGGGCGGUGCGAAAUCCUCACCCAAGGCCAAAAAGGCAGCAGCUGUCAAGAAGGAGCCGGCAGAGAGGAAGCCCCGCCAGAAGAAGGAGAACGGCGGCGGACUCAAGCAGAGCAAAAUUGACUUCAGCAAAGCCAAGCCCAAGAAGAGCGACGACGACUCAGUGGAGGAGGUGACUCCUCGGGCGGAUCGGCCUGGUCGUCGACAGGCCAGCAAGAAGAUAGACUACAGCUCACUGUUCUCCGAUGAAGAUGGCGAUGGCAACGUGGGAUCUGAUGAUGAUGCCAGUGACAGUGAUGAAGACUCGCCCAAGCGUCCAACCAAGCGUGGUCGAGAUGAGGAGAGCAGCGGUGGAGCCAAAAAGAAGGCACCGCCAAAGAAACGGCGCGCCGUCAUCGAAAGCGAUGAUGAAGUAACAUUUGAUGAUGAUGAUGAUUCCGAUUUCCAGUGAUGGGCGCAAAGAUAUUACAAGUAUUUAACAAGGAAACCGACGAUUGGAAUCAGCAUUAUCCGUAUCGAGAAUCUGAAGCAGGCACUUUUAUGUGCUGCGGACUUACUCGCUACGGUUGUUUAUAUUUUCAUAACCUUUCAAUGUUCUCCUCGAAGUUUACGUCAAUGUUUUACUUUCCGUGUUUCAGUUUUACUUUAGCUAACAACUUCGCCACAUUCGUUUACUUUAGCUGAUUCUGUGUUCCAGAACAGCAAGUUAAGCCACUAAGAGGAAUUCACAAACAUAAUAUCGAUGUAUUAACAUGUUUCAUAAACAUAGUUUGUAGUCUCAAAAGUUUUCUUCAUGUAAAUAAAUCAAUUUUACCCAAUAA
Messenger RNA from Drosophila suzukii, 4990 nucleotides. RefSeq names its product topoisomerase 2 (gene Top2). Gene Ontology annotation, biological process: resolution of meiotic recombination intermediates; DNA topological change; sister chromatid segregation. Gene Ontology annotation, molecular function: DNA topoisomerase type II (double strand cut, ATP-hydrolyzing) activity; ATP binding; DNA binding. Gene Ontology annotation, cellular component: nucleus. NCBI's taxonomy places the organism in Eukaryota, Metazoa, Arthropoda, Insecta, Diptera, Drosophilidae. The record is from RefSeq and is a predicted model, not a curated record.